Molecule: messenger RNA, 1679 nt
Organism: Suncus etruscus (white-toothed pygmy shrew)
Lineage: Eukaryota; Metazoa; Chordata; Mammalia; Eulipotyphla; Soricidae
Gene: BECN2
Product: beclin 2
Biological process (GO): autophagosome assembly; cellular response to nitrogen starvation; late endosome to vacuole transport
Cellular component (GO): phagophore assembly site; phosphatidylinositol 3-kinase complex, class III, type II; chromatin
Molecular function (GO): nucleosomal DNA binding
Source: RefSeq, a predicted model, not a curated record
AUGGCCUUGAAUUGCUUCAUCUGUCAACACUGCAACCAGCCCCUAAAGUGGAACCAGUCUUCCACUCUCCUGGAGACACCAAACGACAACAGCGCUAAAGAACCUGAGAAGAAUUUGACCUCAGCUGAAUGUGAACCAGAAGCCAAGAAGGAAAGCUCCGACUCUUCUAAUGAUUCAGAUAUUGGAGACCUACAGAAUGGAGCUCUCUCCAGUGAUGAAAGGCUGUCCAAUGACAAGCCAGACCGCUUCAUCCUGCUUGGGCAUCUUGACUCUGUGAGAACUCUUAAUAGCAUCCAGAAAAUGACUGUGGAUGUUUUUGAUAUUCUCUAUGGUAAAAAUGAUAUAGACCAUCCUCUUUGUGAGGACUGUACUGACAAACUUUUGGAGAUGCUGGACACCCAGCUCACCAUCACAGAAUCUGAGAUUAAGGAAUACAAAGAACAUCUGGAGAAUGGAGAGAGUAUUCCAGAGGAUGAGAGGAAGGCACUGCAGAAAGAGCUGAAGGGGUUGGAGCUGGAAGAAAAAAGACUAACACAAGAUCUUCAGCAAGUGGAGAAAACCCAAGAAAAAGCAGCAGCUGAUCUUGAGGUUGCUCAGGCUGAGACUAAGAUGCUGGAAGAGCAAGAAAAACUUUUCCAGAAUGACUACAGUCAAUUACAGUGGCAGAAACUGGAACUGCAGGAUGAGUUGAGGAGUUUAGAGAAUCAACUAGGAUAUACCAAGAAUCAAGAAACCCAACUGGAGAAAAUUAACAUCUUCAGCACCACCUUUGAAAUAUGUAGUGAUGACCAUUUGGGCAUCAUCAAUCAUCUCAGGUUGGGUACGCUUCCUUCUGUUCCUGUGAGUUGGAGCGAGAUCAAUGCAGCCUGGGGACAGACAGCCUUGCUACUUCUUGCCCUAUCCAAGACAAUUGGAUUGGAGUUUAAGAGGUAUGAACUUGUGCCCUGUGGAGAUCAUUCCUAUCUGAAGUCUUUAACCCAGGACACCACUUAUCUGCCAUUGUUUUAUGGCAGUAAGAAGAAUAUUUGGUUGUACUACAAGUUUGACAAGGCAAUGAUGGCUUUUUUGGACUGCAUGCAGCAGUUCCAAAAUGAAGCCAAGAAAGGUGAUUUGGGCCUCCACUUGCCCUAUAGGAUUCAUGUGAAGGAAGGCUUGAUGGAAGAUCCUGCAGGUGGUGGCAAAUUCUAUUCCAUCAGAACCUACAUGAACACAAAAGAACAGUGGACAAAGGCACUAAAGCUCAUGCUUACAAAUUUUAAGUGGAGUCUUACUUGGGCUUCGUUAAAGUCGGAGCUUUCGGGCGGAGGGAGAAGCGGCGGCUUACCCGGCAGCGGUAGGGGCGGCGCAGCUUCUUCCAUACUCUCCGGCGCGGUGCCCAAGAGGAAGGCGACCUGGGCCGGCGGGGCGGCCAGGGGGGAACCCAAGAGAUCGGCCCGGAUGUCCGCUAAACCUGCUCCUGCCCAAAACGAGGCAAAGCCCAAAAAGGCUGCAGGGAAGGGUAAAUCUUCUUACAAAAUGGUGCAAGCGAAAGGGAAAAGGGAGGCCAAGCUGGAGGCUGCGGCUGAGCGGGAACCGAAAGAAGACUUACGCGAGAACGGAGAAACCAAGGGCCGGCAGAGUCCCGACUCCGACGCAGCAGGAGAGAAAGAGGACAAGUUCGAAUGACACCAUGUCCGCAC